Cervus elaphus (red deer) is the source of this 1681-nucleotide messenger RNA. It is a transcript of the gene ARRDC1, whose product is annotated as arrestin domain containing 1. Gene Ontology annotation, biological process: protein transport. Gene Ontology annotation, cellular component: cytoplasm. The record is from RefSeq and is a predicted model, not a curated record. Gene Ontology annotation, molecular function: ubiquitin protein ligase binding; ubiquitin-like ligase-substrate adaptor activity. The transcript has 7 exons. The coding region runs from base 90 to 1376 and encodes 428 amino acids. Lineage: Eukaryota; Metazoa; Chordata; Mammalia; Artiodactyla; Cervidae.
GAGCGGGCGGGGCUGGGAGCGCGGCGGCCGCGGCGCCGGCGGGGGGGGGGCGUAGGAGGCUCGGCGCGGCCGCCCCGCAGGGCCGCGGUAUGGGGCGGGUGCAGCUCUUCGAGGUCCGCCUGAACCACGGCCGCGUAGUCUACAGCCCGGGGGAGCCGCUGGUGGGGGCUGUGCGCGUGCGCCUGGCGGCGCCGCUGCCCUUCCGAGCCAUCCGUGUGACCUGCACGGGGUCCUGCAGGGUCUCCAACAAGGCCAACGACUCGGCCUGGGUGGUGGAGGAGAGCUACUUCAACAGCGCUCUGUCUCUGGCUGACAAGGGGAGCCUGCCUGCUGGAGAGCACAGCUUCCCCUUCCAGUUCCUGCUUCCUGCCACGGCUCCCACGUCCUUUGAGGGCCCUUUCGGGAAGAUUGUACACCAGGUUCGGGCCACCAUCGACACACCACGUUUUUCCAAGGACCACCAGUGCAGCUGUGUGUUCUACAUCUUGAGCCCCCUGAACCUGAACAGCAUCCCAGACAUCGAGCAACCCAAUGUGGCCUCCACCACCAAGAAGUUCUCCUACAAGCUGGUGAAGACGGGCAGCGUGGUCCUCACAGCCAGCACUGACCUCCGAGGCUACGUGGUAGGGCAGGUGCUGCGGCUGCAGGCGGACAUUGAGAACCAGUCAGGCAAGGACACCAGCCCGGUGGUGGCCAGUCUGCUGCAGAAAGUGUCCUACAAGGCCAAGCGCUGGAUUUACGACGUGCGGACCAUCGCCGAGGUGGAGGGGGCCGGUGUCAAGGCCUGGCGGCGGGCUCAGUGGCAGGAGCAGGUCCUGGUGCCCGCCCUGCCCCAGUCCGCCCUGCCGGGCUGCAGCCUCAUCCAUGUGGACUACUAUCUGCAGGUGGUAGGGGUCAGGGGUGGGGUGGGAGGAGGGGCCGCAGCCGGGCUCCUCACGUGCGCAACCUCCCUAGGUCUCCCUGAAACAACCGGAAGCUGUUGUGACGCUCCCGGUCUUCAUCGGCAACAUUGCUGUGAACCACGUCCCACUGAGCCCCCGGCCAGGCCCCGGCCUGGUGGUGCCCUCAGCACCGCCCCAGGAGGAGGCAGAGGCUGUGGCCAGCGGCCCUCACUUCUUCUCCGAUCCUGUCUCUCUCUCCACCAAGAGCCACUCCCAGCAGCAGCAGCCGCCUGCAGCCCUUGGCUCUGUGCCCCACAGUGCCCCAGAACCCCGUCCUCAGGAUGGCAGCCCCGCCCCACACCCUCUGCCCCCUCCCUUGUGCAUCUCCACAGGUGCCACUGUGCCCUACUUUGCAGAGGGUUGUGGAGGUCCGGUGCCCACCUCCAGCACCCUGAUCCUCCCCCCGGAGUACAGCUCGUGGGGCUACCCCUAUGAGGCCCCGCCGUCCUACGAGCAGAGCUGUGGUGGUGUGGACCCUGGCUUGACCCCGGGGAGCUGACCCCAUGCCACCUCAUCUGGAUGGGCGGCCCUCUGCCCUGGGACUGGGCUCCCAGGACCUCGUGCCUUCACUCCUGGCCUGGCCCGGCCCACUCAGGACCCGCUGCUGCCCGCUCUUCCCGCGGCCUCUACCUCCGGACCAGCCUCUGCCCCGGCCAGCCUCCUCAGCUCCCCAGCAGUCGGCCUCUCCCAGGGGGUUGGGGCCUAGAGAGACGCGGUGUAAAUAAAGUGCUUCAUUUGUA